UUAUCAAAAAGAUUCACAAAAUCCAAUUGUUUCACUUCUAAAAGCCUAAAAGCCUAAAGUAUUCUUUCCUUAUAAUAAACUGUAUUCAAGCUAAACCACAUUAUAAAAACUGAAAAAGACGACAAUAAAAAUUGUUUAAACUCACUGAAAAGGAUUUGCUUUUCAAAAAAAAUAGCAUUAUGGUACAUGCAAAGAAAUGAAAGAGACGCUAAGCAUUUGAGAAACAAACGAGAAAAAAGUACGGCUUUAUAGCGCAAUAUUUAAACAGAUUACGAGGAUAUGUUAGCGGCAAACUGCAUGCUGGAUAUCAGUUUACGAUCUUUACUGCAGAAAAAUGAGAUCUUGGUGAAAGCUGGGUGAAAUGCAUAUUAGUUUUGUAUGUUUAUCGUCAAUGCUUCAAAAUUUAGUCAAUAAGAAGAGAGGAAUUAGGACAGUUUUCUAGAAUAAACAGAGGCUGAAGGGCAGUUUUAUCAGAUUUACGAAUAACUAUUUCAAACAGGUUCUCUGUAAAUAUAUCGUGGUUAUGAUCCGCUUAAGUGAAUUCAAGGCAGCAGAACAGAGUUGGUAAGCCAAACAGGAUAAAAAAUGAGUCCAAAAAUCCUAAUCGACAUGAAAAGAACGCUGUGAUAACAAUGGUGGCUGCGAUAGAAAGAAAAAUCAUGUGAUCGAACUGCUCUCACAAAGUACAUAGAAAAAAACGAAAAUUUGAAUAAAUAUUGGUUUUGAUCUGGUUUUGAAACGCGACUUUAAAACAACAAAGCAUAAAUCGAUUGUGCAGGGAAGACUUCAUGAAGGCAAUUUAUGAAUGAAGAGAUUACAGAGCAAAAUCUGCUGGAAGACAGGUCCACGAUUAAAGUGAAAGAUAAUGAAUGGUAGAAAAAAUGAUUAACCGAUGGUUUUGAUAACGUGAUCAAUUUAUGAUUGAAGUGAUUGAGGUAAUGAAGUGAGUCACUGAAACUACAAAGGACCAACAGCUGAUGCAUUGAUCAAAAUCAGUUCGAAUCAGCAAAGGUGGAAAUACAGUGCUGGUCAGUUUUGGUUAGGUUGAUUGUCAAAGAAUUCAAUUUGAUACAAUCAAAGCAAGAUAUCAAUACCGGGGAACAUGCCAUCGCGAGCGAUCGGCAUAAGUAAUAGGUAAUCAGGUGAAAAAGCUGGCACUGUGGAAGAAAGGAAAUCAAAUCAUCAGACUGGAUUAUCAUGGAUUAGCAAAUCGAACGGCAGAUAGAAAUAUCUGAUAAUCAACAGAUAAAACUCAAUCUGGUGACCAAAUAAAAUGAUUAAACAGUUUAUUCGAGGAUUACUAAUGCAAGACUGGGAUAUAAGAUGAAAAAUCUGUCAGUUGGAUUUUUCUUAACUGCCAAGCCUAUGGUAGAUUGUAGCGAUAAACUGUGAUCUAAAAUAAAAAUAUUUAAUGAAAAAACAGAAAACAUUUGAGAUGUGAUGUUUUACUACGAUGUCUGAUCGGGUUCUGAUAAACGUCCGUGGCACUCAAUACGAGACUUCGAUGAAAACACUUUGUCGUUUCCCCGAUACAUUGCUGGGGAGAAAAGCAAGGCAAGUUUUGCCUGAGACCAAUAACAAGAUAUCUUUUUCGUGCAGAGCAGAAACAUUCGACGCUAUUCUGUUUUAUUAUCAAUCAAAUGGAAUAUUGUCACGUCCUUCACUAAUAUCACCCGAGGAAUUUCUGCGGGAAUGCAGACGCUUCGAGCUUGACGAGAGGGCCAUCAACAAAGUAAAACAACAAGACGGCCUGGCGAUUCAAUCGCACAAAACAGAAAUGAAUUUUAACUUCCGCUUCCAGGAACUUCUAUACAGAACAAUGGAAAGCGAGGAAACUGGUAUCAGUACUGGAAUAUACUUAGCAAUCAGUUCACUUAUGGUUUUAGCUUCAAUUGUAUUAGCGUGUACUAUAACAAUACCCUCCAUUGCACAUACGCGGAAAGACAUACUCUUUGAAGAUCCAUACUUCUUGACUGAACUGACACUGAACAUUCUUUUCUUUAUGGAAUACACGUUGCGACUCAUUGCUUCCCCAAGAAAGAUGAUCUUCAUGGUUUCGGCUUUAAAUGUCAUCGAUCUUACGGCGUUUUUGCCGUUUUUUGUUAUCCUUGCCGUGGAUCCGUCGCAAGUGUAUGACGUCACUUUACUAAAGAUCGUCCGCAUCAUAAGAAUAGUCCGGGUACUGCGCUUGGCGGUGAAAAAUAGUACCAUGGCAACAGUCGUUAACAUACUAAACAACUGUGUUCUUGACAUACUAACAAUGUGUAUGUACAUUUUAUUGACAAGUGUUUUCUGGGCAAGCAUGGCAUUCUACGCGGAAAUGGCGCAGCCAAACACGCGGUUUAAGAGCAUACCGGAUUCAAUGUGGUGGGCAGUACAAACCGUUCUGACGAUUGGUUACGGCGAUAUCAUACCAGAAACAUGGCAAGGAAAGGUAAUUGGCUCUGGUGUGACAGCACUAGCCGCAUUCACAUUGACAGUGCCAUUGUUGUCUCUAGGUGGCAAACUUUUAAAUUUAUAUUCGAAGAAGUUUCAUUUGCAUGUCGGGCCAGAUUUAGUUUCCGAAUAAAUGCUUGAAUAACAUUUA
Molecule: messenger RNA, 2587 nt
Organism: Rhopilema esculentum
Lineage: Eukaryota; Metazoa; Cnidaria; Scyphozoa; Rhizostomeae; Rhizostomatidae
Product: shaker-related potassium channel tsha2
Biological process (GO): protein homooligomerization; potassium ion transmembrane transport; action potential
Cellular component (GO): voltage-gated potassium channel complex; membrane
Molecular function (GO): delayed rectifier potassium channel activity
Source: RefSeq, a predicted model, not a curated record